AAGCCUCUCCCUUCUUCGCGCCUGCGCCCGCGGCGGGCUGGUUUCCGUUUCCGGUGGCGACUCACUGUGGCGCGCUCCUGAAGCGUAGCGGUCGCUAUGGAGCUGUUGGGCGAGUACAUCGGACUGGAAGGGCAGCGACAGCAGCUGCGGGUGCCUUGUGAGGCGCCGGGCGUCACCGACCCUUUCCAGAGCUUGUUGUCCGGUGUGGCUCAGAUGAGGGAGCUGGUGACUGAGCUCUUCGGCUCUCAGGUACAGCCGGAAGCACAGGACCGGGGGACGGCGGCUCCCGACGAGGCCUUGGACGGUGAUGAUGAAGAUGAUUCAGAAGAUGAAAAUAACACUGAUAACAGAACUAAUUCAGAUGGACCAUCUGCAAAACGGCAAAAACCAUCUUAACUAGCUUUUAUGAAAUUUAAGAGACUGCUACCAUAUUUUAUUUUACCACACACUGACAUUUAAGGAACUUGUGCUCUAAUUUGGAAAGUGUUUGUUUUUUGCCCUGGGACAGUUUUGUCAAAGAGGAAACUUUUCUGUGUUCAUCAAAGAAAGACAUAAAUGCAUAGAAAUGAAUCCCUUUUCUUGGGUGAGAAGUCAGUUUCAGAUCAUGGAAAUUAGACAUUUAAUAAUGUGUGAUAUCCAGUAAGUUGGCAACUGAAUUCUUACUUUAUACUUUUUAAAUACCCAUUGGAUUAAAUUGUGUGGUGUCCACAUGUUUUAGCUUCUGCUUCUGUUAUGAAAAUACAUGUCAAGGUUUAUGGACAAUAACAUUUCAAGGAACUGACAUGAGCAAGUGAUGAAAAUGAGGUGUUAAAUUUAAAAAUGGCAGGUGCUUCCUUGGUGGUCAAGUGGCUAAGACUCUGCAUUCCCAAUGCAGGGGGCCUAGGUUCCUUCCCUGGUCGGGGAACUAGAUCCUGCACGCUGCAGCUAGAGUUUGCAUGCCACAACUAAAGACCCAGCAUGACGAAAUGAAGACUGAAGAUUGUGCACAUGCCACAACUAAGACCUGGUGCGGCCAAAUAAAUUUAUUAGUUAAUUUAAAUUUAAGAAUGGCAAUUCCAUGUACAUAGAAGGAAAAUGGGAAUAGUGAGAAAUAUUGAAGGGAAGGAGAGCCCUUGAGAGAGACCCAAGAAAAUCUUGAAUCCACACCUGAACUCAAUAUACAGACUUCUGGAGAUGAUACCACUCAACAGAUAGAUGUUAACUUGUACCUUAAGAGAGUCAAAUUGGGGUGUGCUUUUAUGCUGGUGAUACGCUGUUUAUGUUAACACAGGUAUAAGUCUUUAGGUAAGCAACCUGUGUUGACUGUAACUUAAGAUAUUUCAUGUCAUUCUGUAGUCAGACUUUGAUUUUGCUUAACAAGGAACUAUCAGAUCCUUUAAAUACAUAUAUGUAUAUAUUCCUAAAAUGUGUGUAUGUAUGUAUUCCUUUUCUGCUUGUCAGAGGGACUAAGAUAUUUUUCAUUUACUACGCAUAUAAAUGUUUCCUGAUUCAUUUUGAUGGCUAAACUACAGGGAAUCAAAUCAAGUAACAGGUAGCUAUUGAAACACAAACAGUCACAGAAUUUUAGAGUUGGAAGUAAUCUUAUAGAUUAUAUGAUUUACUCAGAGAUGAAUUGAAUCUUAGAUAUUUUCCUUGAGUUACAGAACUUACUGGCAGAGCUGGGUUAUACACACAGCCUUUAAAAGAUUACCAUAGUACUUUCACAAUUACACAUUCUGAAAUCUGUAGCUUACAAAGUACAUGGUAUUAAGGAAAUUGAAUUUACACACCUUUUUAUAUGUUUAUAGUAUUGUUUAGUUGGAAUACCAGGCUUCUACCAAGUACUCUUAUGUAAUUAAAACAAUACCAACUAGAAAAAGUCAUAAAUGGUCAGAAAUUACCUUGUUUGUUUAGUUUGUGAUAUGUCUCUGCUAUUGGAACUUCAGGUCAGUUACUGAUUUACAAUAAUCUUUUAUCUUUAUACAUUCCUUAGAAAAACUUGGGACUUCCCUGGUGAUCCAGUGGUUAAGACUCCAAGCUCCCGAUGCAUGGGGCCUGGUUUCAAUCCCUGGUCAGGGAACUAAAUCGCACACUCUGCAACUAAAUAUCCCGAGUGCUGCAACUAAGACCCGGCACAGCCAAACUAAAAAAACAAAACCUUAACCUGUGAAAUUACAAUAGUUCAUAGUUUUAAAGUAAUACCUGAACUUUGCUUCUGAACAUUUUAUCUCCUUUGUUUAGUAAAUAUGUUUAUAAAGAAGAAAUACCAAGAUAUUCAUGCUUGUGGUCUGUCGUUUGGAGGUCUGGGUUAUAAGUCUGAUGGAUCUUUUUCUGAUUCUAAUACUGUCUUCAUAAGUGAGCCACAUGUAUGACAAAAAAGGUUUUGAAGGUGUGAGGGACUAGUUUGAAGAACCAGUAUAAGAGAAAUGCCUUGUUGAUUUUCUAAUCUGCUGCCUUU
Molecule: messenger RNA, 2437 nt
Organism: Capra hircus (goat)
Lineage: Eukaryota; Metazoa; Chordata; Mammalia; Artiodactyla; Bovidae
Gene: GON7
Product: GON7, KEOPS complex subunit homolog
Exons: 2
Coding region: 97-396 (99 amino acids)
Cellular component (GO): EKC/KEOPS complex
Source: RefSeq, a predicted model, not a curated record